GAGUCAAGUUUUCUGCUCGAGAAAGAUUUUUUGGAAUUUCUCAACCUUAGUCUGUAUAUAAAUAGAACUAUAUUAGAAACUAGCUAGGAAUUCAUGUUCUAUAUUAUUUUCAUGGUUUUCUGAGGGAGGAAACCAGAAAAAAAGAGAUUCACCAUAAAAAAAAGAAAGGAAAAAAAAAAAAAAAACAACAACAACAAAAUCAAAGAAUGAAGAUUACCGAGUUACCGGGAGGGUGCAUUUCCCAUAUAAUAUCCUGCACUUCCCCAAAAGAUGCUUGCAGGUCGUCUCUGGUUUGUUCUAGGUUCAGAUCAGCCACUGAUUCAGAUUUGGUUUGGAGAAAGUUUCUUCCCCAUGACUAUCACCAAAUCCUUUCAAAUUCAGCUUUAGCAUCAUCAUCCAUGGAUUCCCUUUCCAAAAAGAAGCUUUUUCUCCACCUUUCUGACAACCCUAUCAUCAUUGACAGUGAUAAAAACACGAGCUUUAAAAUAGACAAAGAAAGUGGAAAAAAAUGCUUUAUGAUAGGUGCAAGAACACUUUCAAUCGCGUGGGGAGAUACUCUGGCUCAUUGGCGGUGGAUAUCUUUACCGGCAGAGUCUCGCUUUUCUAGAGUGGCUGAACUGAGGCAUAUAUGGUCGCUAGACAUCAAGGGAAGGAUCAAAACAAACCUUCUGUCACCAAAAUCAACUUAUGGAGCUUAUUUUGUGUAUAAACUUAAGGAACCUAACUGGGCGAUUAAGGAUAUACAAGUUGAGUUUCGAGUAUAUUUUGAAGGAGAAGAGGAGGUCAAUGAACAUGUGAGUGGGUGUAAAGUGUUCUUAGACCCUUCAGAAGAUGAGCAGGAACCAUGUAAAGUUAGAGAAGAUGGGUGGUUGGAGGUUGAAAUGGGUGAGUUCUUCAAUGAUGGCAGCGAGGAUAAUCGGGUGGUGGUAUGCAGCCUAAUGGGGACUGAUAAUUAUAUCAGUAAGGGUGGACUGGUUGUUGAAGGAAUUGAGUUUAGGCCUAAGUUAGGUUCUUAAAAGUUGCUGAACUUAGAGUUGCAUGUUGGCUUGACAUCAAGGGAAGGAUAGAAACGAACAUUUUAUUGUCGAAAACAACUUAUGGAGCUUAUUUUGGGUAUCGACUUCUAUGCAGAUGUGGGUUUGUGAAAAAGCGGUUAAGGUACAAGUAUAUUUGAAGGAGAAGAGGAGGUUCAUGGAUUGGGGUAGGUGUAGUUUGUUCUUAGACCCUUCAGAAGAUGAGUAGCAACUAUGUCGAUGUAGGGAAGAUGCAUGGAUAGAGGUGGAAAUGGGUGAGUUCUUCAAUGAUGGUGGAAUGGGUCAUGGUGUGGUGUUAUGCAGUCUAAUGGAGACCGAUUGUUUUACCACCAAGUGUGGAAUGGUUGUUGAAGGAAUUGAGUUUAGGCCUAAACCUGGUAGAUAGAAAUAUAUUUAUGCAUUUUUAACUAGUUUUCUAUCACCUUUUUUUUAGUCUUUACCAGAAAAUAUAUGGUCCUCUACAAAGACCAGAGGAGUUGUACUCCUUUUCAAAGUCGUGUUCAAGCAAUUCUGUUCAUAUAUUAGGGUUCUUUUUAUCGAUCAUGACUUAUUUAUAAUCCUAUUCUUUUUAUCCAUCAUGACUUAUUUAUAAUCCU
Molecule: messenger RNA, 1630 nt
Organism: Ziziphus jujuba (common jujube)
Lineage: Eukaryota; Viridiplantae; Streptophyta; Magnoliopsida; Rosales; Rhamnaceae
Product: putative F-box protein PP2-B12
Exons: 4
Coding region: 207-1016 (269 amino acids)
Molecular function (GO): protein binding
Source: RefSeq, a predicted model, not a curated record